Molecule: messenger RNA, 3944 nt
Organism: Apis mellifera (honey bee)
Lineage: Eukaryota; Metazoa; Arthropoda; Insecta; Hymenoptera; Apidae
Gene: PpV
Product: serine/threonine-protein phosphatase 6 catalytic subunit
Exons: 7
Coding region: 384-1295 (303 amino acids)
Biological process (GO): peptidyl-serine dephosphorylation; G1/S transition of mitotic cell cycle
Cellular component (GO): cytoplasm
Molecular function (GO): protein serine/threonine phosphatase activity
Source: RefSeq, a predicted model, not a curated record
UAUAUUUGUAUUUAUUGACAUUGACAGUGGAAAUGUAUUUCAAUAUAUUUUUGAUAAAAGAUUUUCAAUUUUGAAUAUAAUUUCCCUUUUUAUAAAGAUAAUUUAGAACCAAUAAUAUGAAAGGAUUGUGGGGAAUAAAAGUUGGUGUUUUUUAAUUUUGCUUCAUAGUAGGUUAAUUAAGUUCGCGUCUAACGCGAUGAAAAGAAGUAAUUCCUCGUUAGAUAGAAUAUUUAAGGUUUUAUGAGUAAAAUGAAUAAAAAUUGGAAAUUUGAUUGAAAUUAUUUCGGUAAAACAAUUUAUAAAAAUAUAAAUCAACUAUAAAUUCAGUGUAUACAUAUGUAAGUGAGGGCGCGAUCGGUAUUUUCCUACGAUACGAGUCCAAAAUGUCAGACAUCGAUAAAUGGAUGGAACUUGCAAAAGAAUGCAAAUAUCUUCCCGAAAAUGAUCUUAAGAAACUUUGUGACUUGGUAUGUGACAUAUUAUUAGAAGAAUCUAAUAUUCAACCAGUAUCUACACCGGUAACAGUGUGUGGAGAUAUUCAUGGUCAGUUUUACGAUUUAGAAGAAUUAUUCCGUAAUGGAGGCGCUGUGCCUGAGACAAAUUAUAUAUUUAUGGGAGAUUUUGUAGAUAGAGGGUAUUAUAGUGUAGAAACAUUUACCCGCCUACUCACACUUAAAGCUAAAUGGUCUGAUAGAAUAACAUUACUUCGUGGAAAUCAUGAAUCCAGACAAAUUACCCAUGUUUAUGGUUUUUAUGAUGAGUGUCAAAACAAAUAUGGCAAUGCUAAUGCAUGGAAAUACUGUUGUAAGGUGUUCGACUUACUCGCAGUUGCUGCCUUAAUUGAUGAUCAAGUACUUUGUGUGCAUGGUGGAUUAUCUCCAGCCAUUAGAACGUUAGAUCAAAUUAGGACAAUUGAAAGAAAUCGAGAAAUUCCACAUAAAGGUGCUUUUUGUGAUUUAGUUUGGUCCGAUCCAGAAGAUGUAGAAUCAUGGACUAUUAGUCCGCGUGGAGCAGGUUGGUUAUUUGGAAGUAAAGUAACAUAUGAAUUUAUGGAAAUCAACGAUCUUAAACUUAUUUGUAGAGCUCAUCAAUUGGUUCAUGAAGGUUAUAGAUAUAUGUUUAAUGAUAAACUUGUAACAGUAUGGUCAGCUCCAAAUUAUUGUUAUCGCUGUGGUAAUGUAGCUAGUAUUUUACAGUUCACAACUGUUGAUCAAAGAAAUCCAGUGCUAUUCCAGGCAGUGCCUGAUUCCGAAAGAGUAAUUCCACCUUUAAAUAUUACACCAUACUUUUUGUGAUCUAACCUAGUGCUCCAUUUGUUUGGAUGCAGGAAAGUGAUAUCUGUGUCUAGACGUUACGGAAUUACAUGACUGUUUCUUCACGUUGAUGGAUACAGGCUGGUACUUUGACGGAGCAUCAAAUUUCAAAAAUGUAUUAAACUAUGAUACAUUAUUUAGAAUUUUAAUUUAAAACAAAUUUUUUUUUUAUGUUUUUUAUAAAAGAACAUGUGUCAUUCGGAGAACAGAAUUAUCAUGUGAUUACCUAUUCAGGGAAUGUUCUUACACGUUUUUUAGGAAAUUUAUCCAUUUUUGUAUGUUAAGGAAUUAACUUUUAUAUAUGUAUAUAUACAUAUAUAAAAAUAUAUAUAUACGUACAUGCAUAUAUAUGUAUAUACAUGUAUAUAUAUAUAUAUGUAUAUGUCAAACGCCUGCCAUUGCAUCAGCCUGAUUCCCCUAGUUUGAAAAAUGUUUCGCAUUGAAAUAAAUGUGAACACUGUGGUCUAGACGCUUUUGCUGUCUACUGUGUACAUUCUGUGGAGCAUUCGCAUCUCAGAGCGAUAACGAUGAACAUGUAUUGUUCAAAAGGCUAAGAGCUUUUUAAAUAAGUUAUGAACGUAAACAACAAAUGGUUCAAUAACGAAUAAAUAAAUAAAUGAAAUAAACCAUUUAAAUAUUCCAAAAAUGGAAGAAUCUCUGAGUAUAGUGAAUGCUUAAUUGAUAUUAUGAUCGUUGUGCGUAGAAUUCAGGUUUAUUAAAGCGUGAGCAUAUAUACUACUGUUAAGGUCUUCCUGAGUAUGUAAUUGAUCUGUUUCUGGUUUAGAUACUGUGUGUGCUGCGUGCAAUUCUUUUUAUUCUAGAUGCGCAAUCAGUGUUCUUAGCAGCAUAAAGUCGGCGGUUCUGUCGAGGUACAAAUAGUAUGUAGCAGUAGCCAAAGUUUUCCUACCUAGGUAAGGAAAUUCAGUAGAAAAAUUGUAUUAUAUAAUAGAAGUUUUGUUAUUAUUAUUAUAAUUAUUAUUAUUAUAAUAUUUUUUUCUUUUUUUCGCACACGACAAUUUUUAUAUUUCACUCUCUUUUUUUUUUUCCCCUCUUAUGAGCUCAAAAUACAAAUUUGCGAAACUUAUUCUCAAAACUAUAGAAAAUUCUUUCCACAAUAAAUCGGCCUUUUUUUUUUUUAGCCAUGUUCUCUCUUUUAUGUGUACAGAGCAAUAGUUUGAAUAUCAUUAUAUUCUCUUGUAUUCUCUUGUACAGUUUCCAUAUUAUAUGCCAAAUCGCUGUCGUACUGAAUAAUUAUAAUAGCUAGAUUGUCAUAAGUUGUCAUUAAUGUAGGGAGCAACUUUUAAGAACCAAGACCCUUAGCAAUGUGCCUCUAAAUUAAUAAGCGUUUGUGUAAUAUAAUGAUACGAUAUUGAUACAUAAUUAAUGGAAACGCACCGGCCAUUGCGUAUCAUAAGCCUGAAUUCUGACCAUCGAUUUUUUGCUAGCUCAUGAUAUUCCUAACCGAUCACAGACCCGACAAAAUAUGGCAUUGGCAUUGGCACUGGCUGUCAAGUUGAAACUACUCUAUUUUGAGUUUUGUGAUAUAGUUCAAGCGGGGCAUGUGAAAAUUGCGUCGAUGUUUGUAACGAUUUUCCAUGUCGGAUCGUUUGAAGAUGUUUUGAAGAGACUUGUUAUUUCGAGGAAAAAAAAAAAAAAAGAAAAAAGGGGGAAAAAAAAAAAAUAGUCAACUUUUGAACAGUGCCUUCAGAACUAUAACACGACGGUCUACUAGAGGUAAAUAAUAAUUUCUAUAAUUGAACGGAUAAUCAUAGACGAACUAGGACGGAUCAUAUAAAUAACAGAGAGCUUAACAAGAGCGUGUAUAAGGGAUUUCUCUUCUCACUUUUUUAGAAAAUAUUAUUAACAAUUCUUUUUAUCAUAUUUCGAUCUUUAUUAUUAUUAUUAUUAAUCUCGUAAGAUAUUUUGGCGUCCAAUGAUUCGAUGAUUGCUUUACAUCUGAUGAUACUUUUUACAUUUUACAAUAUUAUCGAUUAUAAAAAGAAAAGGGAAAAAAAAAAAAAAAAAAAAAAAAAAUACGAGUUAUAUAUAUAUAAUAUAUUCAGAUUGUUACAACAUGCAAUAUGCAAUUAUACGAUUUUACAUUAAUCACUGCUUUAUCGAUAUAAUUACAUUGUCGAUAUUAUAUUAGAUAGAUCAUUACACAAGGCAAGACACGGAGUUUACGUUACAAACUCGACUUGUCGGUUUUGCAGCCUCUUAUUAUUAUCGUAAAACGGUGAUAAAAACGCGUGAGAAUGCCUACGUAGUACGGAUAUCCUAGAAAUCGUAAAAGUAUUAGCCUCUGUGUCUACUUAGGUAUUCACACAACACCCGAUCACCCAAUUGUGAAAUGCCUCUGUCUGUGAUCGCUUUAAUCUUAUCGAAGUGUCCAAGCGCUUGCGAUCGGUAAGUUCAUGGGAAUAAUAAAUAAAUAAAUAAUAACAAUGACAUUAAAUAACGAGACUAAUUUAGCUUAAUAAAUGUUCUCUGUGCAGGAGCUUGAACACUGCGCAUAAUUCUUAAAGAUCUCACAGGUAGACAACAUUUUAAACGAUCAUGUACCUUGAAAGUAUAGAUUUUGUUAUGUUAAUGUAAUGAAACGUCUGUAAUAAAAAUGCGCAAAAAUUGCAA